This is a messenger RNA of Patiria miniata (bat star), 790 nucleotides long. RefSeq names its product putative DMBT1-like protein. NCBI's taxonomy places the organism in Eukaryota, Metazoa, Echinodermata, Asteroidea, Valvatida, Asterinidae. Gene Ontology annotation, cellular component: membrane. The transcript has 3 exons. The annotation marks the transcript as partial. The record is from RefSeq and is a predicted model, not a curated record.
UUCAAACCAUUUCUUCCAUUCAUCAUGUUUUAUAGGAAACACCGUUGCUCCCACUGUAGACGUCAAUCCACCCUCCUCCGUGUUACGAUUAGUGAAUGGCAGCACCAUCUAUGAAGGCAGAGUAGAGGUGUUUGUCAACGGUUCCUGGGGAACGGCUUGCAGCCAUUCCUGGGACAUGAACGAGGCCCAAGUCAUCUGCAGACAGCUUGGAUAUGGACCAGCCAUUAAUGCCCCGGGCUACGCUACCUAUGGCCCGGGUGUUGGUCCUAUUCACCUUGUACAUGUGCACUGCAACGGUUCGGAAAGCUCAAUACUUGACUGCACAUCUUAUUACUCUGAACACUGCUCUCACAGUGAAGAUGCCGGUGUUGAAUGCUCAGCUCCAGUUCGUCUCGUGAAUGGAAGCUCUUCUAACGAGGGUCAAGUUGAGGUCUUCUACCAAGGCGAGUGGGGUACAGUCUGCGAUGAUGGAUGGGACCUUAAUAAUGCUGAUGUCGUCUGUCGCAUGCUUGGUUACCCUUCUGCAUCCAACGCUUGGAGCGGCGCUCACUUCGGUCAAGGAUCAGGUCCGAUCAUGCUAGACAAUGUUAACUGCCAAGGAUAUGAAUCUAGCAUAGCUGAAUGCAAUCAUGCUGGCUGGUUUAGCCAUAACUGUGGGCAUAAUGAGGACGCAGGAGUUACUUGUAACAGUGACUCUACCACUGAACCACCCUACUCCGGCUGCAGUUCAUAUGAGUGGCAAUGCUACUACAACGGUCAAUGUAUUCAAGACUACCAAAGAUGCAACGGU